This is a messenger RNA of Carya illinoinensis, 1771 nucleotides long. Its product is annotated as UPF0301 protein BCG_0069-like. The transcript is spliced from 3 exons. Lineage: Eukaryota; Viridiplantae; Streptophyta; Magnoliopsida; Fagales; Juglandaceae. The record is from RefSeq and is a predicted model, not a curated record. Bases 559 to 1614 code for a protein of 351 amino acids.
AAAAAAACUUGCAUAUUGUUCUAUUUAACUAUAAACUACUUGUCGUUUAUCCACAUCAAAUGAAAAACAGACAAGACUAAUUAGGAAUAUAAAUAAACCGUAAAGAAGAAAACAACUAAAAGAAAAAACAAAAAAGACUUGGUCUUCGAAAGUGUGGGGCCAGUUAAGUUUUACCCGCCGGCGUACAUUUCUCCUGCACAAUGCCAAAGUGUUCCUAAUGUGCGCGUACACUGCGCACUACAAAAUCCUCCACGCACACACUGGCUCACACACCCAUCACCAUCCCCAACACAGUCACUGAACACAAUUCGGUUAAUGAAGCAUAUUUAUCUCCCUAUCUUCCCUUUUUCCAUCACUCUCUCAUAUUUGCGUUUGUCCUGUUUUUAUAUAUAUAUAUAUCCUACACUGAUUUUCUCACCCUUCUUUUUCUUUCUCAUCGUUUCCAACGUCGGAGAGAGAAAGGGAGAUAGUCUCAGAGAGAGAGAGAGAGAGAGAGACAGAGAGGACUGAGAGCCCAGAAAAUUCGAGUUCAUUUUCCGGUAAAGUGGUUGUGGAGGAAUGGAUCUGUGGGCCGUGCAUAUCAAGAACUCCACUCGAACCCCUCUCUUGCUCAGAAACUCGUUUCCUGAGAAACCCAUGUCUUGGAACCUCGGGAGAAAAGCCACUUCUUCUGCCAGAGUAGAGGAUUGGGGCUUGUGUGAGAUCAGAGUUUUGAGGAGACCCAGGCUUUGCACUUCUUCUUUGGUUGUCAGAGCUAUGGCGAAGAAGAAUCACGAAAAUGGAGAUGGUACAGAAGAUGGUGAUCGAUCUAUUCCAGAAGGAGAUGGUGUGAAAAGAAACAACUCUGAUGGAAACAGAUCCAAUGACACUGCUUCAAAUAAAUCCCAGCGAUUGGACUGGAGAGAAUUCAGAGCAAAUUUAUUUGCUAGGGAGCAGGCAGAGAAGGCUGAGCCUGAUGCUCACAGUGAGGGUGUGAAACCCCACGAGUCCAAAUCUCUCGGCCUGAAAUGGGCCCAUCCUAUUCCAGUACCUGAAACUGGCUGUGUCCUUGUUGCCACAGAAAAACUUGAUGGAGUGCGGACAUUUGAAAGAACCGUUGUUCUCCUUCUCAGAUCUGGAACCAGACACCCACAAGAAGGCCCGUUUGGGGUUGUCAUCAACCGCCCUCUUCACAAAAAGAUCAAACACAUGAAGCCCACUAACCUUGAUCUAGCAACCACCUUUUCUGAUUGCUCCUUGCAUUUUGGUGGGCCUCUCGAGGCAAGCAUGUUUUUGUUAAAAUCUGGGGAAAAACCGAAGCUUCCUGUGUUUGAAGAGGUGAUCCCUGGCCUGUGCUUUGGUGCUAGAAACAGUUUGGAUGAGGCUGCAGGGCUGGUAAAGAAGGGUGUACUUAAGCCUCAGGAUUUCAGAUUCUUUGUUGGUUAUGCUGGGUGGCAGCUGGACCAAUUGAGAGAGGAGAUUGAAUCUGAUUACUGGUAUGUGGCUGCUUGCAGCUCGAACUUGAUUGGUGGGUGUCUAUCUGAUUCUUCAUCAGAAGGUUUGUGGGAGGAGAUUUUGCAGCUAAUGGGCGGUCACUACUCAGAACUGAGCCGGAAACCUAAGCAAGAUAUGUAGUGAUUUGGAUGAGCCUACGGAUGCCUACUAAAUAAAAUAAAAAAAAGGAUCCAAAAUUUGAAGCGAGACGUGUAAUCAAAUUACAAGUAAAGCCAAUUGUACAGGAACUUCUCUGGCUUCUCAAAUGGAUAUAUUUUCUCUCAGCUUCUUGACAACA